AUCAACCAUUCUGAUUAAAUCCCCCUCCAAAAAUUUGUUAAAAUUCUAAAAGGAUCAAAAAAUAAAUCAAAGUCCAAAUUAGAAAUUACUCUUAAUAUUUCGUGGAUAGGAAUACCGACUGUAAUCCGUUCGAUAGCGGAAGCCAAUUAAAAUCGAACCGAGCAGUCCAGUGAUCGCGAAUAUACACAAGAUAAAGAAAUCGGAGGAGAAUUUGCGACGCUCGGCGAUUAGACGGGCGCCGUGAAUUUAUUUUGGUGUUCUAAGAUCUUUUGUAUUUUGUUUUUGUUCUCUAUAAUAUCAUAUCAUUGUGAUAUCAUUUCGCACUUUUAUAAAAGCUGAUAAAUUCAAACUUUGGAUUUUGAUUUUUGAUUUGUGCACUUCGAUCGUAAUACGUUAAAAUUGUAAAGCGUGACGAAAAAUUCAAAUCUUAAGAAGACCCGAAAUCGGAAGCGGAAUUAAAUUCGACUAACGUUGGGGACAUUCGCAUGCAAAAUGAAUAAGUUUGUUUCCCACAACCUGGGCCGGGAUUCAUAUCGGACCUUCAGCCCGGAAAUGUACUCCUCAUUAGCAAGCCCAUUGGGACCUCAUGCAACGGAAAUGGCGGAGGGUAAUGGCGAACUGUUAGAUGACAUUAAUCAGAAAGCCGAUGACCGUGGCGAUGGCGAACGUACAGAAGACUAUCCCAAGCUGCUGGAAUACGGUCUGGACAAGAAAGUCGCCGGCAAACUGGAUGAAAUCUACAAAACGGGCAAGUUGGCUCACGCCGAGCUGGACGAGCGCGCACUGGACGCGCUCAAGGAGUUCCCCGUCGAUGGUGCCUUGAAUGUGCUGGGUCAGUUCCUCGAAUCGAACCUGGAGCACGUGUCAAACAAGUCCGCCUACUUAUGUGGCGUGAUGAAGACGUACCGCCAGAAGAGUCGAGCCAGCCAACAGGGCGUGGCCGCGCCCGCCGCUGCCAUUCAGGUCAAAGGUCCCGACGAGGACAAGAUCAAGAAGAUCCUCGAGCGCACCGGCUACACAUUAGAUGUGACGACAGGUCAGCGAAAAUACGGCGGACCGCCACCGGAUUGGGAGGGAAAUGUGCCGGGCAAUGGUUGCGAGGUUUUCUGCGGCAAGAUACCCAAGGACAUGUACGAGGACGAACUGAUUCCGCUCUUCGAGAACUGCGGCACAAUCUGGGACCUACGCCUCAUGAUGGACCCAAUGACGGGCACAAAUCGUGGUUAUGCAUUUGUCACAUUCACAAAUCGCGAAGCGGCCGUCAAUGCAGUGCGACAGCUCGAUAAUCACGAAAUAAAACCCGGCAAGUGUCUGAAAAUAAAUAUAAGCGUACCGAAUCUGCGCCUUUUCGUAGGCAAUAUUCCCAAGUCAAAGGGCAAAGAUGAAAUUUUAGAGGAAUUUGGUAAACUUACAGCUGGCCUUUACGAGGUAAUCAUAUACAGUUCGCCAGAUGAUAAGAAAAAGAAUCGCGGCUUCUGCUUUCUCGAAUACGAGUCACACAAGGCGGCAUCUUUGGCCAAACGAAGACUUGGCACUGGUAGAAUUAAGGUAUGGGGAUGUGAUAUAAUAGUCGACUGGGCCGAUCCACAGGAGGAGCCGGAUGAACAAACUAUGUCCAAGGUUAAAGUUCUUUAUGUGCGAAAUCUAACCCAGGACGUCUCAGAGGAUAAGCUGAAGGAGCAAUUUGAGCAAUAUGGAAAGGUGGAACGCGUUAAGAAGAUAAAAGACUAUGCCUUUAUACACUUUGAGGAUCGUGAUAGCGCCGUCGAAGCUAUGCGUGGCCUUAAUGGCAAGGAGAUCGGCGCCUCGAAUAUUGAGGUCUCUCUCGCCAAACCUCCCUCGGACAAAAAGAAAAAGGAGGAAAUUCUGCGGGCUCGUGAGCGCCGUAUGAUGCAAAUGAUGCAAGCGCGUCCCGGGAUCGUGGGAUUUGAAACCUUGUCUCCAUACAGAAAUCUGUCGCCGACACAUCCCAGCAUGAUGUCCUUGACGCCCAUGCGCCUGCAAGGGGCGCGCAUGCCGCUGCGUACGCCGAUACCUCGCGAAUACGAAUACGAUUACGACUAUUUCGGUUUCUCGGACUACCGCCCGGGUACUUAUGCCACCAACGAGUCGUUCUACGACGAGCUGUACCGCUCCUAUGAUGGGGAUUACAAUUACUACGAUUACCAGAGCGGCGCGGGCAGCGGGGGCGGGAAUGUGGCCGGCGGUCCGGUGAUUCCGCUGCCGUCCGGCGGCGGCGGCUCCUCCCAGAACUCACCGCUGGCCAGUGGGCAACGAUCGGCCAGAUCCUCAGCAAGUGGUCCCAGUGGUUCGACGGGCAUUGUGGGAGUUGGUCGUGGGCAUGGAAUCACAGUGCCGCGUGGCAGAGUCGUUGGCCAGCGUGGCAGCAUCAGUCGUCUGGGGGCCCAAACAGUGCCACAGGCGGCGGCAGCGGCAGCGGCGGCGGGACAGGCGGCGGCGGCGGCGGUAGCUCAGCGGGCCACCGGUCAGGGGGCGCCGGCAGCAACCGGGGGGGUCCGUGGGGUGGUGCCAACGCGUCCCAGCGCUCGUGGCACCCAGCACGUCAAGCCGCUACAAAAUUUACCAGUAGUCGGUAAACGUAAGUUCGAUGGAGGUCACCAAAAUCCGGCAGAUGUUAAGCGACGUUACCCGAGCGGUUUAAUAGGAAAUGGCGGCAGUUGGGGCAGUUUACCGCUACCACAGCAACCUUUAGGCACCAAUGGUGAACAGUGGUACAUGGAUACGUUUUCGGCAUGGAGUUAAAACCACACAGCAACAACAACAACAACAACCCAAUUGAAAUCAGUUAAAAGCAUCAUUAACAACAAGAACAACAACAACAGCAGCAACACAAGGAAGUUACAACCAAAAAUAAUUAUUUUCUCCGAACAAAAUCCUGGAGAAGAAUCCUUCGCGUCAUAGUAAACACAAAAAACAAAAAUAGCAAACAUUUAUAAAAGCAAUAAAUUUAAUUUCAACAAACUA
This is a messenger RNA of Drosophila rhopaloa, 2985 nucleotides long. It is a transcript of the gene Syp, whose product is annotated as heterogeneous nuclear ribonucleoprotein Q. Gene Ontology annotation, molecular function: mRNA binding. NCBI's taxonomy places the organism in Eukaryota, Metazoa, Arthropoda, Insecta, Diptera, Drosophilidae. Gene Ontology annotation, cellular component: ribonucleoprotein complex; nucleus. The record is from RefSeq and is a predicted model, not a curated record.